Messenger RNA from Heterobasidion irregulare TC 32-1, 2466 nucleotides. RefSeq names its product cytosolic Ca2+-dependent cysteine protease. The record is from RefSeq and is a predicted model, not a curated record. Gene Ontology annotation, molecular function: calcium-dependent cysteine-type endopeptidase activity. Gene Ontology annotation, biological process: proteolysis. The transcript has 24 exons. Lineage: Eukaryota; Fungi; Basidiomycota; Agaricomycetes; Russulales; Bondarzewiaceae. Bases 1 to 2466 code for a protein of 821 amino acids.
AUGCACGCCAUAGACCAGGAAGGUCAUAGUUUGCAGGCGCUAUAUGCAAAUGCCACCAAAGCCGAGUUGAACAAGGACCUCGAUUCCGCAUUCAAAUCAUACAUUGAAGCAGCAAAGGCGUUCCUGCACCUCAGCCGCUCAUCUUUCGACGAGAAGCUCCAAACCAAGCUGAAGUCCAAUGCAGGUAAAGCACUUCAGCGCGCUGAGAAGAUCAAGGCAGCAAAAAGCGACCUCACACCUGUGAUCAGAGACCCUUCAUCCGAAGAUGAACAAUUCCUAGUAUUGAAGAAGGGCUCUCUGGUCAAUGGAGAUCAAGUACCAUUUUGGACCGAUUCUGAUUCGGUAUCCGACAAAUCACUUAGUCAUCAACUUGUACUAUCCUCGGAACAGAAACAAGCCUCGGUUGCCUGGCGAACACCGUCCGAGGUCUUCGGUGACUCAGUGUCGAUUUCCUUCGAACUCGAAUCAGAGGACAUUAUACAGCGAAUCACUAUCGAAGACAUCGUUCUCGGGUCAACUAGAAAGCUUUACCUUUCCUAUACCCUUGUGACUCGGAAGGCGUUCCCUGUAUCUCGAAGACAGGAACGUACGACCUUCGGGUGCUAUUUAAUGGUAUACAAAGACGCAUCGCCAGUGACAUGCUUCCCAGCCAUUGACGACCAGCUUCCCUUCCAUCCCGAUGGGUCGCUCAUGUGUAUGUCCACCGGACGUGAACACGAGCUCUGGCCCUCGCUCGUCGAGAAGGCUUACCUAAAACUGAUGGGUGGAUAUGAUUUUCCUGGCUCGAACUCAAGCGCGGACAUCUGCACGUUGAUAGGGUGGAUACCAGACCACAUUGGGCUCAAAAGGUUUUCAAACUUUCAAAGAGAACAGACAUGGUCGAGGAUCUUGCGUGGUUUUACAGAAGGGCUCUGUGUGCUUACGGCUGGGACCGAUGAUCGACCUACGAUCGAGUGGCAAAAUGUGAAGCUGCUCAAGGCCCACAACUAUGCCAUUAUAGGCAUGGAGGAGGGUAGCGAUGGAAAUAGAUGGCUCUAUAUCAUCGAUUCUCGAGUAUCAAGCAGAGAGGAUACGUGUGAAGAUAUGCCAUCUGAACCGGAACCGGCUAAAGAUGGUCAACGUACCAUUCUGAAGAUGAAUUGGGAUAAUGCAUGCACCCUUUUUGAGAGCUUAUAUGUCAAUUGGGACCCAGAUAUGUUCAAGCAUCAUGCUCAUUAUCAUGGAACAUGGAGGACCUCAGAAUCACCUGAAUCAGAUCAUGCAACUUGCAAGUGCAGCCUUCAAUUAUCGUUUGCUGCGCGCUCACCCGUUGCAUUCAAGCAUCUCAUCACACCGUCUACCUAUGUUUUGACCGUUCCGACCCGUCCGAAGAUUCUUUUGAAAUCCGAUACACGCCGAGCUUCAGAGCACAUUUCGUUACAGGCGGAGUACGAUGACACAUCCCUGACCACGGGAAGAUCUGCAGACAUCCCAAAUACCACGGGCGUAUACACAAAUAGUCCCCAUGUUCUAAUUCGAAAAGUUAUAUCGUCAUCGCAGAUCGCGAAUUCUGCCGCGAUAUCCGUCACAGCCUCUUACGAAGGCGAUCCUCAUAGCAUAGGCUUCACCGUCUCGGCAUACUCCUCCCAUAACAUGCGAUGGGAACAUCGGAAUCUCGAGCUACCUUACACUACCAAGGUAACAGGUGGACUCACAGCCAAAACAUCUGGAGGAAACUAUACCUUACCGACGUUUAUGCUCAACCCACAAUACCAUCUUACUAUCUCUCCUCCAAAUGGUGUUCAGGGUGACACAAAUACAAAAGCGCAAGUUCGGAUCUUCGCUGAGGCCGCACGCAGCAUACCAUUGAAUGUCUCGAUUGUUUGGUCGCGAGGCGCACGAGUGUUUGAUCUGGUUGAGCAAGAUGUCGCAGCAAGUUCCGGGACGUAUAGCUAUGGGCAUGCGACUGUCACGAGGAAUUUACCUCCUGGGGAAUAUACCGUCGUACUAUCCUCCUUUGAUCCUGCCCAUCAAGGCCGAUUCUCUCUUCGCGCUCAAAGCUCCCUCAGGAAUUCCCUUGCGUUAAUCCCGCAAGAAGGUGCGGGAAUGUAUACAAAGACUGUUCGAGGAGAAUGGACAAAGGAAACGGCAGGAGGUCCACACAAUCACAACCGCUACCUCUCUAACCCUCAAUAUGAACUUCAUCUGUCAUUCCCGACAGAAAUCAAAGUUCGCCUACAGCUGUUAGAAACACGCGUUUCUUCCCGUCUGAACAUCUCCAUCUUCCCUGCGCCGUUGUAUCAACGUACAAAUCAUUCCCUUGUAUCUUCGGGCCCUUAUUCGGAUGCCCUUCCAGGAGUGGUAACGCCUUUGGUACCGAUGAAGUCUGGUACAUACAUUGUUGUACCAUCAACUUUCGCCCCAGGUGUUGAGGGAAAAUUUCGGAUAAUCGUGUACAGUUCUGUGGGCGGCAUUGGUCCUCCAUGA